Anguilla rostrata (American eel) is the source of this 5071-nucleotide messenger RNA. It is a transcript of the gene tead3a, whose product is annotated as TEA domain family member 3 a. The record is from RefSeq and is a predicted model, not a curated record. Gene Ontology annotation, cellular component: transcription regulator complex. The coding region runs from base 514 to 1800 and encodes 428 amino acids. Gene Ontology annotation, molecular function: RNA polymerase II cis-regulatory region sequence-specific DNA binding; DNA-binding transcription factor activity, RNA polymerase II-specific. Lineage: Eukaryota; Metazoa; Chordata; Actinopteri; Anguilliformes; Anguillidae. Gene Ontology annotation, biological process: embryonic organ development; hippo signaling; positive regulation of transcription by RNA polymerase II. The transcript is spliced from 15 exons.
UUGUUGAUUGACGCAAGACCGUGGCUCCUCCUUGAAAGUUUUUUUCUUCGUUUUUCAGUGUCGUGCGUUGAUUUCAUACCAAAGUCAUACUUUACAUUCCACCUUUACUCUCAAACCCGGAGAAAUAUUUAUUGAAAAUAAAAAAGGCGCAUGAAAAAUAAACAGUUUAAAUGAAUAAACUUUUACGUUGCGCUUGAAAAGGCUGAAGUGCGAACCAAGCAAAAGCUUCUUGAAACUCCGCUUCAAACUUCCCAAAACUUUUCUAGGGGAGAGGAGAUCUUUAUUUUUGCCCGGGGAUCAAUUGGAGGCGAAAACGAAAAUAAGAAAACGUGGAUUGCUGAAGUAAACGCGAUUUCAUUAACCACCAUCUCAGUAAUCUUAUAGCCGUCCUCAUUCUGGGGCUCGUUGCCGGGCCCAGGGGUAGCCGCCAUCAUUGCGUCCAACGAGUGGAGUGCGAACGGCAGCCCGGAGGAGGGGCGGGACGAUGGGCCCGAUGGGCUGGACAAGACGGGCAUGGACGGGGACGCUGAAGGGGUGUGGAGCCCCGAUAUCGAGCAGAGCUUCCAGGAGGCCCUGGCCAUCUACCCCCCCUGUGGACGCAGGAAGAUCAUCCUUUCCGACGAGGGGAAGAUGUAUGGGCGGAAUGAGCUCAUAGCGAGAUACAUCAAGCUACGCACCGGGAAGACCCGCACAAGAAAACAGGUGUCUAGUCACAUACAGGUGUUAGCGCGGAAGAAAGUUCGGGAGUACCAAGCGGGCAUCAAGGUUUCUAGCCAUUUGCAGGUUCUCGCCCGGAGAAAGUCUCGCGAGAUACAGUCAAAGCUGAAGGCCAUGAACCUGGAUCAAGCCUCUAAAGACAAGGCCCUUCAGAACAUGGCCGCCCUGUCGUCGGCUCAAAUCGUGUCUGCCAGCGUGAUGAAGAGCCAGCUGCCCCCCCUGCCCCAGCCCCCCUACCCUCCACCGGCCAGGUUUUGGCCAGGCCCUAUACCAGGACAGCCUGGCCCCUCUCAGGACAUUAAACCAUUUGCACAGACCCCGUACCCCAACCUAACAGGCCCCAUUCCCACUCCCAUAUCAACGUACGAGCCCCUGCCCACCCCGCUCCCCCCGGCCGCCACCGCGGUGCCCGUGUGGCAGGACCGCACCAUCGCCUCCUCCAAGCUGCGCAUGCUGGAGUACUCGGCCUUCAUGGAGGUGCAGAGGGACCAGGACACGUACAGCAAGCACCUGUUUGUUCACAUCGGGCAGACAAACCCCUCGUACAGUGACCCGCUCCUGGAGGCUGUGGACAUCCGACAGAUCUACGACAAGUUCCCAGAGAAGAAGGGAGGCCUCAAGGAGUUGUACGAGAAGGGCCCGCAGAACGCCUUCUUCCUGGUCAAAUUCUGGGCGGACCUGAACAGCAGCGGUAUGCAGGACGGGCCCGGCUCUUUCUACGGCGUGAGCAGCCAGUACAGCAGCACUGAGAACAUGACCAUCACCGUCUCCACCAAGGUCUGCUCCUUCGGCAAGCAGGUGGUCGAGAAGGUGGAGACGGAGUAUGCCCGUAUGGAGGGCGGCAGGUGCGUGUACCGAAUCCACCGCUCCCCCAUGUGCGAGUACAUGAUCAACUUCAUCCACAAGCUCAAGCACCUGCCGGAGAAGUACAUGAUGAACAGCGUUCUGGAGAACUUCACCAUCCUGCAGGUCGUGACAAACAGGGACACCCAGGAGACCUUGCUGUGCAUAGCGUUUGUUUUCGAGGUGUCGACGAGCGAGCACGGGGCGCAGUACCACGUCUACCGGCUCGUCAAGGACUGAGGGUCUCCUCGGGGCGGGGGCGGGGGGGUGGGGCGAGUGGGCCGGGCAGCCGAAAAUCGGACUGCCCAAUUUAAAAAUCUGUUAAACCAAAAAAAAAAAAAAAACAUGCAUACAAACACACACACACUCAUACACACACACAAACACACAGGCAACUGCUCAACAAGAACAGACAGAAAUAUGUAUAUUUUAUAGCACAGUGGGUAUUUUCUACUAUCAUUACUAAUUUUGUAAAAUAGGAAUUGUAUGAAGUUUAAACAAACAAAAAAAAUGAAACAAAAACUAAAAACUAUGCACUACUUUGUGUAAGGGCAAUUUUUUAUAUAUAUAUUUAAAUAUGUUUAAAAAACAAAGCAGGUUACAUCAGUCAUGUUCCUUAAAAAUAUAUGUUUUCAGGGAUGAUGUUAAUCUUUUUUUUUUUUCUGUAUUGUGGGAAUGAGGAAGUUUCAUAUAGUGUGUUGGCAUUUCCGGGGAUUUCCGGUGAGAAGUCCCUCUUUGGGCCUCCUGGCGUGGGAAGGUUUCAGGAAGAGAAGGUACCCCCGGCAGUGGCCGCGAGCGAAGACAGACAGCGGAGCAGGAUACAUUGGAUACAUUGUUAGUAUUCAGCACGGAAGUGCAGAAGGACAGAAAACCUAAACAAGCUACCAAGUGGCAUGGAUACGUCAAACACGCCGUGCCAAGUGCCCUUUUCCAAAGACAAGCGACAGAGCAGAUCGACGUGGAGUGCCUUUUGUGAAGCUGAUCACUACCUCUUGUCUUGGAUAAGGAGAACCCGAGAGAAGAGCAACCAUGGCUUGAAACCAGAGGACUUAUUUUGGCGUUUUGGAGUUUCGGAAGCACACUUCUUUUUUGGCACAUGUUGAAAUUGGGGACGAAAUUAUAAAAGACUAAAGACCUUGUGAAUUCAUUGCUUUUCUGUACAGAGGUUUCCUUUGGCGAUCGGCCUUUCUCUUCACCGAUGUAGUCGGCUAUUUAACUACCAAAAUUUUGUUUGAUUUUAGGUUUUCUUUUUUUUUUUUUCCUUUUUUUUUUUUUUAAAUCUUUGCUUGGUUUUCUUAACUAACUCAAAGCAAAUGCGAGUCGGGGCUGAGAAUUUCUACCUCCUGGUGCUUCGUGAUUAUCGCAGGUUUUUUUUUAUUAUUAUUACACAAGCCUUAAAAGAAGAGGUGAUUGGAAUGGCAGGACACGGUACCAGGCCCAGCCUAGUCGUCAGCAGGAGUACUCCCAGCACUUAUCAGAUCCUGUCUGCCCCUGACGCGGGCGUGAUUGCUUUGUGUAGACACCGUUGCUUUGCUGAUCUCUGUGAGGGAAGCUCCAGGCUUCAGGAGAAAGUACUGUGAAGUUGAAUCCAGGGUAAAGUAAAAAAAAAAAAAAAAAAAAUGUGGUUUUUUUUUGUUAUUUUGUAAACGACCUUUAUACAAAAUCAGUCACCUUCACCCUUCCCCCUCACGGUUUCCAGGCAAAAACAAUAAACUAAAACAAAAAUCUAAAACAAUAAAGACAACAGAAAGCAAAGCGCCGCGACCACUUUCCCGUGCGCCGCCCGUGGCUGACCCGCCAUCCCGGGCAGGUCCGGCUCCUCCAGCAUCCCAGCUGAGAUUGACUUUCUUUGUCUUUUGUGCUUGAACAGAUCUUCAGAAAUAAAACGAAACUAAAGUCAUAACAGCUCUCUCUCUGUGAGCUCCCGGUCUCGGCCCCAAACUGUGGAGAGCAGCGCACCUUUAAGCACCUGGGCUGAUUAGCUAACGCAACCCAGGUGCGUGUGCUCUCUCCACCAGCCAGCGCAGCCGAGACCAAUUCGCCUCUCCAGCAGACCGACUGCCACAGGAUGGUUGCUAUGGGAGUAUCUGUUACAUUAAAAUAGUCUGGGGACAUUUUUUUUUUGCCAUCAUUUCUGUCAGUCUCAAACAGUACAAUGACUACAGCUUUUUUGUUGUUAAAUUGUAUAGAUUUAAAGCAAAAGGAAGUUGUUUUUUUUAUGAAUUUGUGAGUCAUUUCGAAUGGCCAGGGUGCAAAAUAUUCUGUCGCUGUGUUGUCAAGAUAUGUUGAUUAAUUUGGGAAAAGGGGGAGUGUCAAUUACUUUUCCCAAAUUACUUUUGCAAGUUCUGUCUGAAGACUGCCACAGAGAACACUGCCUUGCGAGAAACUGGGUUGUCGUGUUCCAUCGGUGAGCCGGAUGCGUGAGAACUCGUUUUGCUUUGAAGGUGCAUCGUUUUCCCCCCUCCUGCCAUUGGGGGGAAACUAUCGACACUAAAAAGCGCUGCUGGUUCCAGUAUUGGGCUCUGUACCCAACACCCUUUCUCCUAACCUUGACAAGAUUACUUUGCAAAAAAAAAAAAAAAAAUGAUUUUGGCUAGCGAUUGGCAAGCAUAUCGAAACAGGAGGCUUUUGUGAGAAGCCUGUGGUUCGUUGGAUGGUCUGUGGCAGGCAGUUGAGUGACAGAUUUGGUGGCCGGCUCUUCCUGCCUUCCUGUUUUCUUUUGUUGUUGUUUUGUUGCGGCCUGUCGCAUUGCCACGUUAGUGGCAGGAAACGGUGACCCGGCAGCGGCGCGUGGGCAGACAGGCCGAGGCUCUGUGCCGUGCCGUGCCGAGCCGUGCCAUGCCGUGCCGUACCGUACUGCGGGAAGCGGGCAGUUUUCUCAGGUGGUGUCUCAACAUUUGGAGGACGCGACAGUUACACAUUUACCCUUCACACCAGCCUUUUCACAUGGGAAGCAACCUACAGUACACUUCCCUGAACACUUGCCUGAACGUUUUGAACUUAAUAGCGACCUGAGAAUUUGAUUCUGAUAAGACUGCGUCACUCAGGGUCACAGGGGCCUUGGAAAUACACUGAAUCGUGUCUGUGAAAAGUGCUUUAUCUGACCUUGAAUGACCUUGUGGCUCACUGAAGCAGUGCCUUUCUCCUGUUUCUUUUUAUUUGACCUUUUGAAAAAACACUCAUCUUUUUUUGACUUUCAAUAGGAGCAAGUGCAUCUAUUGAGUAUCGUGUGUGUGUUGAUAUUGAUUAAGUAGGUAUGUGUAAUGUAUUUUAAGCUGAGAGGCAGGGGGGUGAGUUGGUUUGUUGCCCCCCCCACCCCCAUUUUUUUAUUUUUUAUUAUUAUUUUAUUUUUGGUGGUACAUUCUGGCCUUGGUUCCAAAUUGUGCAUUGCAUUAUUGUAUAUUCUGUUGUCUACAAUGUGAGGGGUUGUGUCAUAUAAUCAGUGUAUCAUGUAUAAUCUACCAAUAAAAACGCAUGGUGCCUCAGGAGCAGCUUUUCUUCUGAAAACUCA